AUGCCUCGCCUGGCACCAUCCCUAUUCCGCCGGGCGGCGGCCGUCUCGCCGCACGUCAGGACUCUGUUGCCCGCAUGCCGCGACAUCCAGUCGGCCGCGAACGAGCUGCGAUGGAUCAGGGCGCACGUGCAGGAGACUUUGGCCUUGCAUCGCGGACCCAAGCUGUCGGGAGAAGGCAAGGAAGCUCGCGUGGCGAGGUUAUGUGCGAAGCGGGGACGCGGCGUGCCGUUGCAGUACGUCCUCGGAUCGCAGCCCUUUGGAAGGCUCGACAUCCGGUGCCGGCCGGGCGUUCUAGUUCCCCGCGCCGAGACGGAGGCCUACGUGAUGCAUCUUGCCGACGUGGUCAAGGCCAGCCUGCCUGAGAUGCGGGAUCAGGUGAGGGUUGUGGAUUUUUGUACGGGGACGGGAUGCAUUGCACUCGGACUUUACGAGGGUCUCGCGAGGUGGGCGGAAGCGGUGGAUGUCACCGGCGUGGAUGUCUCGGAAGCGGCUGUGGAUCUGUCGCGGGAGAAUCUGAGGCGGAAUGUUGACGCCGGGGUGCUCUCACCUCCAAGCGAGGAGCGGAGUAUCACGUUCAGGCGUGAAGACGUCUUUGACGAUGCGGCGAUGAGAACGAUCCCGCCGUGCGACGUACUCGUCUCAAAUCCACCGUACAUCUCGCGUGACGUGUGGACAUACGGGCAGGGGCAGAUGGGAUACUCGGUGCGGAAGUAUGAGCCGAAACUUGCGCUCGUGCCUGGGGACUCGACGCCUGUUUAUGAGGGUUGCGACCACGCUGAUGUGUUUUAUGCGCGGCUGCUGGAUGUUGCGCGGUGGUUGAGGCCGAACAUCCUGUUGUUCGAGGUCGGCGACCUGGAGCAGGCUCUCCGGGUUGUGAGGCUUGUUAAGAGGCAUGAACUCACAGGCCAGGCUGGAUGCGAGCUUUGGAGGGACUGGCCGGAUUUGACACCGCAGGAGGAUGAGGCUCAGAGGUUGGAGGUUGAUGGGGAGGACCUUGUGGUCAAGGGGAGUGGAAAUGGUACGACCAUGGGUAUCGCCACAUUUCUACAACGCGUUGUGAAGAACGAUGCCAUGAAGGAGGAUCCUCCAGAGGUGUACGGCUGGAGAGUAGUCGCUCUUACCUGCGCAUCCUGUUUCGGCGGCAUGCUCUUCGGAUGGGACAGCGGAGCCAUCGGCGGCGUUCUCGCCAUGGAAGAAACGCAAAAGCAGUUCGGAUACUUCGAGGCCUCCGUGGCAGAAAAGUCGACCCAGGACCAGAACAUCGUGUCGACCCUCCAGUGCGGCUGUCUGCUCGCGUGCCUGGUCACACCCUAUCUCACCGAUAAGUACGGCCGGCGCUGGUCUCUCAUUACGACGGGUGUUAUCACCAUCAUCGGGGUCAUCCUCCAGGCCGCGUCAGCGGAGCAUGGGACCUUGGCUUUGAUGUUCGUAGGCCGCUUCGUUGCGGGACUUGGUGUCGGCGCCGCCUCGAUGCUGACGCCUCUGUACGUCUCGGAGUGCGCGCCGAGGGCCAUCAGGGGAGGUCUCACUGCGUUCUAUCAGCUUUUCAUCGUCACCGGAACGAUGCUCAGCUUCUGGAUAAACUACGGAAGCCUCCUCCACCUCAGCGGAAAGGCGCUCUACGCCGUGCCCCUAGCCUUACAAGCCAUCCCCGCGGUGUUCCUAUCCACCGGCAUGCUCCUCUGUCCCGAAAGCCCCAGGUGGUGCGCCAAGCAGGACCACUGGGAGAAGACGCGAGCCAUUCUCGUCCAUCUCAGGGGCCUGCCCGGCGACCACCCGUACAUCCAAGGAGAGCUGGACGAGAUGUCCGAGCAGCUCGAGGCCGAGCGCCGGCUCGUGGGCGACGCCACGGCCGUGACGCUGCUCAAGGAGAUGUGGCUCAUCCCGGGAAACCGCAAGCGUGCUGUGAUUUCGUUUUUCCUGAUGAUGGGGCAGCAGAUGAUCGGGGUCAAUGCCGUGAACUAUUACGCCCCCCAGAUCUUCAAGAACCUCGGCAUGAGCGGCACCGAGACCUCCCUCUUCGCCACCGGCAUCUACGGCGUCCUCAAGGUCGUCGCCUGCGCGUGCUUCCUCACCUUCGUGGCGGACUCCCUCGGCCGCCGCUGGAGCCUGAUAUGGACCGGUUUCGCCCUGGGCCUGGUCAUGUUCAUCGUCGGUAUCUACGGUUGCGUUAGUCCUCCCGUAGAGGGACAGCCUAUCCCGCCUUUCGGCUACGUGGCCAUCACAUGCAUCUACAUCUGGACCGUCGUCUUCCAGCUGGGCUGGGGCCCGUGUUGCUGGAUCCUCGUGUCCGAGAUCCCCACUGCUCGUCUGCGCGCCAUGAACGUCGCCCUGGCGGCGCUGACGCAGUGGUUGUUCAACUUCAUCAUCGCACGCACCGUCUUGACGAUGCAGCUGACGAUGGGCUACAAGGGAUAUGGAAUGUUCUUCAUGUUUGGCGGAUUCGGCUUCGCUAUGGCGCUGUUCGUUUAUUUCUUCAUCCCAGAGACAAAGGGCCUCAGUCUGGAGAAGAUGGAUGAGCUUUUCGGUGUCACACAGAUGGCUAAGGAUAUGGGAGAUGAGUCCAACAGGCGUGUGGGCAGCGUCCAUGAGCAAACCGCAGAGAAGCGUUAG
Molecule: messenger RNA, 2613 nt
Organism: Colletotrichum karsti
Lineage: Eukaryota; Fungi; Ascomycota; Sordariomycetes; Glomerellales; Glomerellaceae
Product: quinate permease
Exons: 8
Coding region: 1-2613 (870 amino acids)
Biological process (GO): carbohydrate transport; transmembrane transport; protein methylation
Cellular component (GO): membrane
Molecular function (GO): nucleic acid binding; carbohydrate:proton symporter activity; protein methyltransferase activity
Source: RefSeq, a predicted model, not a curated record